Cavia porcellus (domestic guinea pig) is the source of this 945-nucleotide messenger RNA. RefSeq names its product eukaryotic translation initiation factor 1A, X-chromosomal-like. The record is from RefSeq and is a predicted model, not a curated record. NCBI's taxonomy places the organism in Eukaryota, Metazoa, Chordata, Mammalia, Rodentia, Caviidae. Gene Ontology annotation, biological process: translational initiation. Gene Ontology annotation, cellular component: cytoplasm. The transcript has a single exon. Gene Ontology annotation, molecular function: RNA binding; translation initiation factor activity. The coding region runs from base 184 to 618 and encodes 144 amino acids.
GUCUCGCUAUGCAGUUCAGGCUGGCCUUGGGCUCACUGUGUAGCCCCACUGGUCUCAAACUUGCAAUGAUCCUCUUGCCACAGCCUCCUGUGUGCUGGGAUUACAGGAGUGCACCAUCACACCCAGAUCAAAAGUAUAAUUUCCAGGAAGAAGACAUACAAGCUGUGCUGCCUUCUUAACUGCAUGCCUAAGAAUAAAGGUAAAGGAGGUAAAAAUAGACGCAGAGGAAAGAAUGAGAAUGACUCUGAAAAAAGAGAAUUGGUGUUCAAAGAGGACACACAAGAAUAUGCUCAAGUAAUCAAAAUGCUGGGUAAUGUACGAUUAGAAGUGAUGCAUUUCAAUGGUGUGAAGAGCCUGUGCUACAUCAGAGGGAAGUUGAGAAAAAAGGUUUGGAUAAAUAUCUCAGACAUCAUAUUGGUUGGUCUCCAUGACUAUCAAGAUAGCAAAGCUGAUGUGAUUCUAAAGUACAACGCGGAUGAAGCAGGAAGUCUGAAGGUGUAUGGUGAGCUUCCUGAGAAUGCCAAGAUCAAUGAAACUGAUACGUUUGGUCCUGGAGAUGAUGAUGCAAUUCAGUAUGAUGACAUUGGAGAUGAUGACGAAGACAUUGACGAUAUCUAGAUUGAACCCACCACUUUAUUACUAUUUUUUGGAAGUUUGUCCUACAGUUUGGAUUUUAGCCAUAACCCUCCUAGAAGUUUUCAUUAACAUGACUGUGAUUUAUUAAGGCAGUUUGAUUUGGUUCUGAGAUAUUUUUCUGUUAAAAUUGUUAAUGCUGAAUAAUCUUAAGUGAAAUGUUAUGCCCAUUUUGUUCUUUUGAUGUAAUGGAGUUUAUGGAUAGAAGACCACGUGUAUUUCAAAAAAUAGUGCUUUACUGCCUUUCCUGCCAUUUGCCGUGAGUAAAUGGAUGUUUUGAAUAAACCAUUUGCUAUGGAUUGUGAUAAAAAA